This is a messenger RNA of Caenorhabditis auriculariae, 3411 nucleotides long. The record is from the annotation of a GenBank genome assembly. Lineage: Eukaryota; Metazoa; Nematoda; Chromadorea; Rhabditida; Rhabditidae.
AUGAUGGUCCUCAAUACAUCGGAUGAAAUUUCGACUUCGGAUGAUAAUUUUUCCCGCAUUGACUUUCCAUACAUGGUGAGAAAUCCGUAAUCUCUCAGAAAACUCCAAAAAAUUGAAUUUUGAAACUGGCUGGUCAAAAUAAUGCAAAAGAGAAAGCCUAUAAGUUACAGAAGAUUCUAAAAUAACGGAAAAAAGAAGAAAAAAAAAUAGCCUCGAGACCGGAGAAAGUGCGCUCCACGGAUAAUAAAAGUUAUCAGUUCUCAAAACUUAUAUUUCUCAACUUUAUCGGAGUUUUCCUUAGUUUUGAAGUAUGCUAGAUUCACAAUUUCAGAAAAAAGGCCGGAAUGUGUCCGGGGAAAGUUUGCUCCAUGGCGAAUUGAACUUUUUUUCAGCUUUUUCUCUUCGCUUUUGGGUUAGGACUUACAAAAUAUAUUUUUGAUAUCUUAAAAAUUUUAUAAUUAAAAAAUGCUUGAAGAACUUUGGAAAGAUGAUUUUUUCAAUCGAGAGGUGAAUUGCUGAAUUUUUUUCUCGCAUGAAAAAAAUCAUUUCAAAACUUUUCAAGUAUUCAGCAAUAUAAACUUUCAAUACAAUCAAAAAUAUAUUUUAAAAGCUCUCAAUCAAAAAAGAAGAGAAAAGGCUAGAAAAAUUCGAAAUUCGCCAUGGAGCACACUUUCCCCGGCCUUUCGAGUGGCUUUUUUUUUCCAGCUCGGCAAAAUCUCAAUUUUUCAGGUCGGGGUUUUCGUCAAGGUGUUCAUGAUAACAUUCACCGUCUCCGGCUACACUCUGAUACUCUGGAGCGUAAACCGGGAAAAGUCGACGAUGACGACGUCGGCGGCCAAGAACAAAAGUCACACGACGAUCGUCCUGCAGGCCCUCCCCAUUGCCAUCUAUUCUAUCGUGGGUUCAAGCCGAAUUCUAAACUAUUCUGAGCCAAUAUUUCAGCUUCUGAUAUUCAUCGACCUGUUUAUGAUUCUCAUGUCGAUUAUUUCCACCAACGACAAUUUUUGGUGGCCCCUCUUUAUAGUCUUCUACUUCAUUUUCAUUUUUCUUUCGGGUUUCACCAAAAAAAAAGUUUUUUUGAAGAUUAAAGUUCAGGUUAUGUUGUACCUGCCUCAUUCAUUAUUGGGAGUCCAAAGAAACGGAAAAUCUUCACUUCGUUCCGUUUCCGGAGUCGCUCCGAAUCCGAUAAUAUAUGGGUUCAAAGAUCGACGAAAAAGCUCCCAGGCAAUUAUUAGUUCAUAAAAUUAUUCAGUUUUGAUUUUUUUCAUACAAGAAACAAAGAAACAAGGUUAAAAAAAUGGGAAAAUGUCGAAAAAAAUUGCAUGAAAAAAAGGUACAUUUGAGAGCCUUCUGAAUUCAAAAAAAUUGAAAAAAAUGAAAUAUUGAGAGUUUCAGUUUAUUCAAGGCUGAGCUAAAAGUUAAGAAAACACUAGAAGAUUCAAAAAAUUCACAAAUGAGGCUUUUUGAAAAAGUAACAGCUCCAGCUUCUCGUCCAAAAUCCUUUUCUUGACAUUUUUUUAAGAACCAAUUUUUUUCAAAUGGCCCAACGGCCUAAAAUUCAAGAAUAUUCAGUUCAACUUAUAUUUUAAAAAAUAGCUCAAAGGCCUAAAAGUUCGAGAACAUGUUGUGUUCGAACACUGAGUAUCCAACUUUUAUCGUUUCAUGUUGAAAAUUGAGAAAGAAGGGAAAUUCAGCGACAAGAACCUUCGGAGAAUUUCACGAGUUCAAAAAAUGGAAAAUCAAAAAAUUAGGAUUUCCAUGGAAAAUCUCUGCAGAACUGGCUACAAGGAAAAAUCGUAUAAAUAAAAAGUUCAGAAAAAAUUGUGUGAUCGGCUGAUCAUUAGGGGAUCAAGCCUUGAAUGUAUAAUGAAAAAAAUAUGAAGUAUAACUGGAAAAUUCCAGAAGAACCUGAAAAGAAGCUGUUGGAAAAUAAAGUCAUUUUUAGGAAAAAAAAGGCGAAAAAAGGAGAUUCAGAGAAACUUUUUAGGAGCUCAAAAUGAGCUCUAGAGUCUAGACCCUUCUUUUUAAGACCCUUUUGAGGUCUUUUAGACUUCCUUGUAGGGAAAAAUCAUAUAAAAUGGCAAGGUCCAGAAAAAAACUGUUGAUAUUCACAUCUGCAUGAGUUCAAAUGGACCAUUUUCAUUGAAAAGAAAAGGAAAAUGAUCAGAAAAUCAAAAAAUCAAAAAAUCGAUAGCUUCCUUGUAGGGAAAAAUGAUGAAAAUAGGAUAAGCUCAAAAAAAAUUAUUCACUAUCAGGUUCUCAAAAGUUAAAAUAGAUCAUUUAUACUGAAAAAAACAAACAAGUAAAAAAAUUUCCUUAUCAAGGAACGUUUAUUACCCCCGAUUGAAAUUUUUGCUGAAACUUUGCUCAAGUGUACUUUUAGGGCCCCUUGAUUCCAGAAAAGAAAAAAAAAUUCUCGCAAUAGAUCUUUUUUCCGAGUUAUGGAGCUUCAAAAGCCCGAAAUAGCGCUUUUUUGGCCUGAUUUGCGUAUUUUGUACACUUUGAAGCUCCAUAACUCGGAAAAAAAUAUUCAUUGCGAGAAAUUUUCUUUUUUGUUCUGGAAUCAGGGGGUCCUUAAAUACACUUCAGCAAAGUUUCAGCAGAAGCUCAACCGGGGGAAUUUCCUGGUUGGAGGAGGAAAUCGUAUAAAUAGCCACAGAUCCAAAAAAAGUUGCAGAUAAUCAUAAGAAAAGGGAACGAACUUGCCGAGGGCCUUAAAUAGACUCAGAGACAAAACAUACAGUACGAAGGGACAUAUUUCUAGAACAACCGGAAAAAGCGGCCCUUCUGCCAAUUAAUAAAUCGUUGAUCCAGUGGUAUGACUGGCGCUUCCGGCGGCCCCCUCUGUGUGUUUGAAUCAUGGGGGCGUGAUAACUGACGCCCCAGAUUUUGACCGGUCAGACGCUGUUUCUUGGUCCCUUUCCACUUUUCAUUGUUACAAAAUCUACAAGUUUCCAUGCAAAAUCGCUCCGGAAACUAUGGAAGAUCAUCCUACUUUGCGGUUGGGAUUUACCUGUAAGUUGACCAGAACGCUCCUUGAUGUACCAGAAGAAGAUUUUGAAAGUCUCAACCUGCGAAAAUUCCCUGUUUUUCGGAAAAGACGCCUCAAAACCCAUAAAAUAGGCUAGUUUGAGGCUUUGAGACCUUAUUUCUCGAAAAUUAGGACGUUUUGCAGGUUGAGACUCUCAGAAUCUUCAUUUGGUACAUUAAGAAGGGUCCUGGCCAAUUUUUCAGGAAAUUCCCAGCCGCAAAAUGACCCUCCCCAACCCCCGUGGAAACUUUCAUUUAUUCAAUCUCUACUGGGCCAUGGAACAUUUGAAGAGCUUGAUGGCGGUUCUCGAAGCUGUAGUUGAUCAAGAACGGCUCGCCCUCCUUGCGACAGUUGUGGACGAGUUUCGAGCGUUCCGAUGA